Phyllopteryx taeniolatus (common seadragon) is the source of this 2102-nucleotide messenger RNA. RefSeq names its product angiotensin II receptor, type 2 (gene agtr2). Gene Ontology annotation, molecular function: G protein-coupled receptor activity. NCBI's taxonomy places the organism in Eukaryota, Metazoa, Chordata, Actinopteri, Syngnathiformes, Syngnathidae. The record is from RefSeq and is a predicted model, not a curated record. Gene Ontology annotation, biological process: immune response; G protein-coupled receptor signaling pathway. Bases 206 to 1447 code for a protein of 413 amino acids. The transcript is spliced from 2 exons. Gene Ontology annotation, cellular component: membrane.
AGCCUCAUCUGGUUUCUCAGAGGCUCCAGACCGUGUCCACCACUCCACACACUCUGACACAUAACAUGGUCUGGGACUCUUGAUAGAGAGGAGGCCAAUGCAAAGACAUGGACUUUCGACAAAUGAGGCAUUAAAAGCUCAACCUACUGGACUGGACAAACAAACACUUGAGUAGACCUUGGAGCACUGAAAGAAUUGUUCCAUAAUGGCAGUCCCAAAUGACAGCUCCAUUUUUAACUCCACCUUCUCUCCUUAUACGACCAACAACCUCGAGAACACUUCUGCUUGCACAGACUGGCCUCCGGUGCCUAUGACCACCAUCAUCCCCUCUAUCUACAGCGUUAUCUGCGUUCUGGGCAUCAUUGCCAACACACUGGCUAUGUGUGUGUUGGCCCACACUAACGCCUCAAGGAGAACUGUCGCCAAUACGUUCAUGCUGAACCUUUGUGUGUCGGACCUUCUGUUCCUGCUUUCUCUCCCACUGUGGGCUGUUUACUACUCACAAGGCUACAGCUGGCCCUUCGGACGAGUAGCGUGCAAGAUCUGCGGAAGUCUCCAUAAUCUCAAUCUGUAUGCCUCCAUAUUCUUCAUCACUUGCAUGAGCAUGGACCGCUACCUUGCUCUGGUUCACCCACUGCGCUCUCAGAGUGUUCGAGACCUGAAACGUGCCAAGCUCAUGUGCAUCCUUGUGUGGGUUCUGGCAUUUGCUUGCACGGCGCCAACUACAGCUCUGAGGGACACUCACUACAUCGAGGUGUUUGGCGUGGAAGCUUGUGUGAUUAUUUAUCCGGAUCCCACCUGGUAUCGGAGCCUCGCCUGGAUGAAAGUACUUCUGGGCUUUUUCCUGCCAAUGAUCAUCAUCUCUUGUUGCUACUGUGCAAUUGGUAGACACUUCUUGGCUGGUUCUGGGCUCGUAAUCCUGCGGAAACCAUCACACUCUGGCAGUACAUUUAAAGCCUCGGGGUCACACGACAGCUGCAGUAAACCAGAGAGACCCCCGACCCCAUGUGUGAACCCCAGCCCCAGUAGAGGCAGACCCAUGGAGGGAAGAGGGCUGGAAAGGGUCUUAUGGACUGUGGCUGCAGUUGUCUUGGCCUUCUUCCUUUGCUGGUUUCCCUUCCAUUGUGUGACGUUUAUAGACAUACUGAAGAGUGAUGACUGGUUGGACAGUUGCUGGGCACAGUGGACCAUCCAGAACCUCACCCCCCUCACCCUCUGCUUGGGCUUCUCUAAUUCUGCCAUCAACCCGGUGCUGUACUGCUUUAUUGGGAACCAUUUCCGAGGUAGACUGGGCACACUUAGUAAGGGUCUGUGUGUGCGUUUGAAGGCUCGUGAGGAGGAUCACAGUCAGAAGAGGGGCUCAUUCAGCACUAGACUCAGUUCUUUCUCCCGAAAACUCAGUGACUUGAAAGAUCUGGCAAUUGUUGAUGCCUCUGCACAUGCUUAGGCGCCUGAUCAGGUAACAUAACGCUGGGCAAUGAUUCAAUAAUAGUGAUGAAAAAAAUAAAAUAAAUAAAAACAAUGUAACCUGAAGAUUGAGACUGCUUUUCCGACACUAAUAAGAAAAAAUAAGAUUAAAAUCUUCCAAAACAAAGGAGGAAGAAAGGACAUUUUGCUGUUUUUCAAGAUGACGCAUGAAGUAGCAGAGUUGUUACUGCUCAAUAACCUUCAAAUAGUAUACUUUUCCUACUUCCUACAUGUUCCGGGUGAGUGAAUUGAGGGUCACCAGACUUCCACAGAGCCCACUGUGGAGGACAUUGAUGUGUUGAUGCAGAGCCCUUUUUCACUAUAUGACUUCCCUGCACAUCUGUGAAAAAAAACAAGAAAGUUGCAUAUAUGAAGAAGAGUAUUUAGCGCAGGUUGUUGUGCCUUUAGGCGUCCUCCAUGAUUGCACUAAAAUGGUCCAGAUAGAAAACUAAACCACCACCUUUGGAACGUCAUAUUUGUAUAUGUUAUAUUGUGUUUCAGGGUUAAGUAAUAGACAUUUAUCGUAUGUGCCAUAUAUGUAGUUCAACAAAAACAUUAGCUUCCAAAAAGACAAAACAACAGUUUCAAUUGUUUAUGCAUUUAUCUUGUCACACAUAAACUACAAAUUUACCACA